AUGAAAGGGUAUCAAAAGCAUUUGUUGACAAAUAUAUGGUUUCCUAUAUCAAAAGAAAAGCCUGAUAAUGGCUUUAAGGGAGAUAUUUAUUUUUAUGUAGACUUAAAUACCGAUCAGAAGAGUCGGGCUGAUUUUAAGUUUUCAGACACUGACACGAAAGAUAGUAAACCUAUGAGAUAUGUCGCUCGCACAACCGUACGCAUGUUUCUGGAAGCAAAAGAGAAAAUGCUUGAUUCAUCUACAAAGCAAACACAUGAUUGGACUGGUCUUAUCGGCCAAGUGAAAGAAGCAUUUCGCAAAGAUUCACCGCAACCUUAUCGACAAUCUAAUGACGAGAAUUUAAUGUCGUACAUUUAA
Molecule: messenger RNA, 357 nt
Organism: Schistosoma spindalis
Lineage: Eukaryota; Metazoa; Platyhelminthes; Trematoda; Strigeidida; Schistosomatidae
Source: the annotation of a GenBank genome assembly